This is a messenger RNA of Punctularia strigosozonata HHB-11173 SS5, 519 nucleotides long. RefSeq lists its product as uncharacterized. NCBI's taxonomy places the organism in Eukaryota, Fungi, Basidiomycota, Agaricomycetes, Corticiales, Punctulariaceae. The coding region runs from base 1 to 519 and encodes 172 amino acids. The transcript is spliced from 3 exons. The record is from RefSeq and is a predicted model, not a curated record.
AUGGUUGACUGUCCUUUGGGCAUAUGUGGCUGCCCGGUGUGCUCCACGCGCGAGGAGACACGGGCAACCUCACAGUCAAUAUCCAGCCAUAGUGCACAACCGGGGGUUAAGUUCGAUGACAUUGACAUGGAACCUGUGGAAUCAGAUCUUGACCCCGUGUCCCUCUGUAUGGAUCCAAAGGAGGGCUGGCAGCGCACCAUUCCGAGGAAAGACAAUGUUGUAUCCCAUCGCGAACAAUCACGGCUCGAGUGCGACGAACCAUUCUUUCAUUCUACCAUCUCAAUCACCGACCAUUACGAUCCUUACUCCGCCGUCUCUACUUUAACUGACCCUACUAGCACUGAAAUGUACAUCGACAUAUUGGACGUGACGAACAUCUAUGUGACGAGCGACGUGCAGGGGAACGCCCGUUGGGGUUACCAAUUACUUAGACAGUUGGAAUGUCCAAGCAACUGGGUAGAGUUGGAAGGAAAGGCAGCGUCGUCGGCACUUACUAUAGGCAAGAGUAUACGCAGAUAA